This is a messenger RNA of Trypanosoma conorhini, 1131 nucleotides long. RefSeq names its product protein disulfide isomerase. Gene Ontology annotation, cellular component: endoplasmic reticulum. NCBI's taxonomy places the organism in Eukaryota, Euglenozoa, Kinetoplastea, Trypanosomatida, Trypanosomatidae. The record is from RefSeq and is a predicted model, not a curated record. The transcript has a single exon. Gene Ontology annotation, molecular function: protein disulfide isomerase activity. Gene Ontology annotation, biological process: protein folding. The coding region runs from base 1 to 1131 and encodes 376 amino acids.
AUGCGCCGUUUGCCAUCACGUGUGACAUGCCUUUCAGCGGUGCUGUUGGCCCUCGUCGCGUUGGCGUCCGUCGCCCGCGCUGACGAUCCCGCGGCCUCGCUCGAGGGCGUUGUGGAGCUCACCGCCGCCACCUUCGACGAAAAGGUCGGAAAGGACGUCCCCGCCCUCGUGGAGUUCUACGCGCCGUGGUGCGGGUACUGCAAGAAAAUGGUGCCGGAGCUGGAGAAGCUCGGCAGGGCGGUAAAGGCGGCGAAGGACAAGGUGCUGGUUGGCAAAGUCGACGCCACGCAGCACCGGGAUCUUUCCACCCGCUUCGGUGUCAGCGGGUACCCGACGCUUCUCUUCUUCCCCGCCGGCUCGCAGCAGCAGGAGAGCUACGAUGACCCGCGUGAGGCCUCGGCCUUUGUGUCGUUUCUCAACAACCGUGUUCCCGGCCUUCACCUUGCCGUCCCCCGCGAGCACGCGUACGCGACGGAGCUGACAAAGGCGAACUUUGAUGCGGUUGCCAUGGACGCGGCAAAGGAUGCCUUUGUGAUGUUCUACGCGCCUUGGUGCGGGCACUGCAAGAGACUACACCCCGUCUUUGAACGCCUCGCCAUGGUGUACAAGGAUGAGGCGGACGUCGUUGUUGGAAAACUGGACGCCGACGACGCGGCCAACGCUGCGGUGCGCGACCGCUACAAGAUUUCUGGAUACCCAACACUUAUCUUCUUCCCAAAAGGGGACAAAAGCAAUCCACUGUACCACGAGGGCGGCCGCAGCCUCGAAGAGUUGGUUGCGUACGUCAACGAACACACCGGGAAGCGGCGGCGUGCCUCUGGUGAGCUUGCCGAGGAGGUCGGCGUACACGCAGAGCUCUCACAGCUGCUGCGGGACAUUCUGUCAGCGGAAAAAAGCGCUGAGGAGAAACGGCAGUGUGUUGAGAAGCUGAAGAAGGCGGCGGCGGAACUCUCUGGCGUGGAAGCUGUGCAGUACCCUCGUAUCGCGGAGAAGCUUCUGCAGUUGGGUGCGGAGUACGUGGAGAAGGAGCUGGCCCGCCUGGCGCGUCUGAGGCAGGGUGAUGUGAAGGGCGCGGUGCGCGACAUGUUCACAGUCCGCAGCAACAUUCUGGCCUCCCUCAAGCAGGCGUAG